Molecule: messenger RNA, 315 nt
Organism: Aspergillus fumigatus Af293
Lineage: Eukaryota; Fungi; Ascomycota; Eurotiomycetes; Eurotiales; Aspergillaceae
Exons: 2
Coding region: 1-315 (104 amino acids)
Source: RefSeq, a predicted model, not a curated record
AUGAUGCAGAACGACAGAUCUCUUGAUCGAAGAAUCACCCGAGUGCAGUACUAUGUGGUCAAAGUUGCUGAGCUACGCUGGCCUUCCCGCAACCAAUGGUGCAGGUUCCUCAUGCACGAUGCGUCUGGAAGUCGCAAUGCCGAUAGUGCGGCUGAGUAUUACACUUUUCUCUUUCCCAUACAGCGGACGAGAUUUUCUUUGGUCCGAUUGACCUUCGAAUCCACCUCUCGCAAGGUCAACGUGCCAACGUCCCAGACAAAUACGGAUUCUGCAGCCGCACUCAGCUAUCCUCACCUGCAAAAAUACUUAGAAUAG